Messenger RNA from Lepidothrix coronata (blue-crowned manakin), 2349 nucleotides. RefSeq names its product GDP dissociation inhibitor 2 (gene GDI2). NCBI's taxonomy places the organism in Eukaryota, Metazoa, Chordata, Aves, Passeriformes, Pipridae. The record is from RefSeq and is a predicted model, not a curated record. Bases 127 to 1455 code for a protein of 442 amino acids. Gene Ontology annotation, cellular component: cytoplasm. The transcript has 10 exons. Gene Ontology annotation, molecular function: Rab GDP-dissociation inhibitor activity. Gene Ontology annotation, biological process: small GTPase-mediated signal transduction; vesicle-mediated transport; protein transport.
CCCCCCCCGGCGCGGUCCCCUCACGGCGGCGGCUCCAUUUUCUCGCGCUCCCGCGGCCCCCGCGCAGCGCCCGCUCCGCCUCAGCCCCCGGCCCGGAGACACCCGCCGCGACACCGCCGCGCCGCCAUGAAUGAGGAGUACGACGUGAUCGUGCUGGGCACCGGCCUCACGGAAUGCAUCCUCUCCGGGAUCAUGUCCGUGAACGGGAAGAAGGUCCUUCACAUGGAUCGUAACUCCUACUAUGGAGGGGAAAGUGCAUCCAUUACACCCCUGGAAGAUCUCUACAAAAGGUUUAAUCUCCCGGGGACUCCACCAGAAUCCAUGGGGCGGGGAAGAGACUGGAACGUGGACCUCAUUCCGAAAUUCCUGAUGGCUAACGGUCAGUUGGUGAAGAUGCUGCUCUACACAGAAGUGACUCGUUACUUGGACUUCAAGGUGAUCGAGGGCAGCUUCGUCUACAAGGGGGGGAAGAUCUACAAAGUCCCCUCCACCGAGGCAGAAGCUCUGGCAUCCAGCUUAAUGGGGCUGUUUGAGAAGCGCCGGUUCCGGAAGUUCCUGGUGUACGUGGCCAACUUCGACGAGAACGACCCCAAGACCUUCGAGGGCGUCGACCCCAAGAAAACCACCAUGAGGGACGUGUACAAGAAGUUCGACCUGGGCCAGGACGUCAUCGACUUCACCGGCCACGCCCUCGCGCUCUACAGGACUGACGACUACUUGGACCAGCCCUGCCAGGAGACCAUCAACAGGAUCAAGCUGUACAGCGAGUCUCUGGCCCGGUACGGGAAGAGCCCCUACCUGUACCCCCUGUACGGGCUCGGAGAGCUGCCCCAGGGAUUCGCCAGGCUCAGUGCUAUCUAUGGAGGCACCUACAUGCUCAACAAGCCCAUCGAGGAGAUCGUGAUCGAGAACGGCAAAGUGGUCGGGGUGAAGUCUGAAGGGGAGGUGGCUCGCUGCAAACAGCUCAUCUGCGACCCCAGCUACGUGUCGGACCGCGUGACCAAGGUGGGCCAGGUGAUCCGGGUCAUCUGCAUCCUGAGCCACCCCAUCAAGAACACCAACGACGCCAACUCCUGCCAGAUCAUCAUUCCACAGAACCAGGUCAACCGGAAAUCAGGUGCGGGGGCAGCUCUGGGGAGGGGGAACCACACGGGAAAACGGGCACCGGGGGUGGGGGGCACUGGGGGCCAUUCCCAACCCUUCCGUUCCCAACCCUUGUGUUCCCAACCCUUCUCCUCCCGCAGGUUCGUCAGCAUCAGCGACCUGUUCGCGCCCACCGACCUGGGCACCGAGAGCCAGAUCUUCAUCUCCCGCACCUACGACGCCACCACCCACUUCGAGACGACGUGUGACGACAUCAAGGACAUCUACAAGAGGAUGAUGGGCUCAGAGUUCGACUUCGAGGAGAUGAAGCGCAAGAAGAACGACAUCUACGGGGAGGAGGAGCAGCAGUAAUGAGAGAGCCUCUAAUUAGGAGAAAUUAAAUGGGCUAAUAUGAAUAUAUAAGGAACUUAAUGAACACUGUACGAAAUUCAAUAUUGUAAGGCCUGCUUUUGUAAUCCCAUCUCUGAGAGAUUGAAGAGUUACUGCACUGGUAAUGUUCCCUUUUUGGAUAUCAUGUGUUAAUUAUUCCAUUCUAGUAGGGCUGCUGUCCAGAAUCUGGCAACCCCCCGACCCCCCCCGACUAACCCCCUAAAGAGAAAGGCAGAAGUGAACUUAGGAUGAUGAUGAUGACGAUGAUGAUGAUUAUUAUUAUUUUUGCAGAGUAGACGUUGGUGCAGAUUUGAGAAAUAACAUCUCAUUGACAGCUGUGUCUUACCUUGUCUUUUUAAUCAUUUGUAAAAACAUCCUCCACCCUCCCUCUCCCCCCCCGUGCUUCUGGUGAGCUCGUAGAUGUGACUGUGAACGUCACUCAGACCCGGUGUCGAGGAACGUAGAACCCGAGCACUCCCUCAUUGUGGACAGCAUCCCUAAAAAGUCCCUCCCAUCGACCUUAACUCUCGUGGCAAAGUUGUUAUCAUGGACAAAGCCCACAUCUAUUGUAGCAGCAAACGUUGGCUUCGUUCUGGGCACAGAACUUUAACCUCCACUUCAGCUUCUAAACCUGUUUACAGGGGUUGGGACACAGCUGUGCCUGAGGCUCCUUUGUGUUUUAAUCUUAAUAAAAUUGAGAGAACAAAAAUUGCAGAGCAGGCAAAGAUGUUGGGAGUAUUUUGUGUCCCUGGGGGCUCCUCGGAUGGACCAAAACGGCGCCGCGGUACCGGCAAGGACGGAGCCGGUGCUUCCCGGGGCUCCUCCAGGCUCCAAAUGAUUUCUGUACUGCGAAGUAAAGCCAAAUUCUGGAAACCA